GAGUUUGUCGCCGGGGAGCCGCGGGAGACAGCGCGUCUGCUGCACGCCGCGCUGCAGUGGCCGCACCUCGCCGGCACCCUCGCUCCACACUUCACGCCGAACUGCGGCGGCGCGGCGGCGUUCACGCGCCUGUACGCGAGCGUCGUCGAGGCGGCCGUCGCGCAGGGAAGCGACAUGGCCUUCAUGAUGCUCACAAAGUUUGACCUGCAGUGGUGGUUCAGCGAAUCUAACCCUACGCUGUCGGACAGGACGGUGUUCCUAGACAGCAUCGUACAGGCCAUGUAUUACACCAGCCAGCAGUCAGACGCGGACGUCAUGAUGGGGAUCUACAGACAGCAUCUGCUACAGCUGCUCACGCACCGCUUCCCGGACCUGUACGGCGCGACGCUGCACGCACUGCUAGAGGGCGCUGUAAACCACUGCAUCGACAUCGAGACGUGGAACGCGUUCCUGCGAACAAUGGGCUGCGACCCGAUCAGCGGAGACAGCAGUGACGCCCCCUGUCAGCUGUCGCUCACACAGAGCAAGAGCACGCUGUCCAGCCCUAAGAUACCCGAGCACUUUCUGAAGACUUAUCACUCACAGCUGAUCCAGCUGCGAUGGGACCUGUUCCUACCGUCCGCACAAGAUUUCGAGACCAUGCUCAAGGUGAGAGAGACUCACCCGCCGGCGUCCACCUGCUUCCUUGGUCAGAUCGCCGUGCGGUUGCCGUGGCAACGCAUCAUGGAGUUGGCCGACGAGCGUCUGCUGGAGCCGGAGGAGGCCGGUCGUCUGCAGAGGGCCGUGCUGUGUCUGCUCGUGCAGCUGGGCUGUGACUCACAGCUGGCCGAGUCUACGUGCGACCUCGCCCCUCUCCUGCAGCAGGCAGCUGGCUUCAGCUGGCAUCACCUGGAUGCGGAGAGCUUCACGGAGGCUGCGCAGUGGUACAGGACCAACGGCGACCCCAGCUGUUUGAUCGCCGAUACCAAGGACCGGUCGGCUGGCCUGCUGAGGUUACUCAAGGAGGCAGCGGGACUCGGCCGUGAGUGUGCUAGCAGCAGCGGUGGGGAAGCUCUCAGCAAGCACUGUUCCUACCUGCGCUGCUUCGUACACAUGCUCUGCGGGCUGGCGCAGACUCCGGGCAGCGACCUGGAGCGAAUACAGACGGUGUUCACCGCCCUGCUGGCUGAGACAGAAGCCAUCGCAAUCACAGGUGCUGCCCCGGGCACCGACGCCCGCUACGCCAUCGCGACGUGGAGUGAGAUCCUGGGAGCGCUGAACGCGUGCGGGUGUCCGCGCGCCGCCGCCUCGCUCGCCGCCGCCCUCCAUCGCUGGCUCACGGAAUCACGCAGCGUCCGGCAGCUGUGCGCCGUCGUCACGGCCAGCGCAAACGUCGUCGACGUGCGCCAGAUGGCAGCACUGUGCGAGGCGUGCACCGACAGCUACUUCCAGGCCGACCGGGCGACGUCGGCGGGUGCCGGCUGGACGAACAUCGUCCGCGCGCUCAGCGUGCCGGAGUUGACGCGAGCUGACUUCAUCAGGGUAUGCGUGCAGGAGUGCUACCUGCUUACCCUGUACGGCCACGCCCUGCAGUGCCUUGUCGGUGCCGGGACCGUAGCGCAGAGAGGAGUGGUGCUAGACUGCGUGCUGCACUGGUUCAAGACUGCCGAUCCAAGGUUCCGCUUCCUCUGCCGCGUCAUGGCGACGUUCCUCUCCGCGCAGAUGCCGCAGUCGUCGUGCCUCCGCCUCGAGCCGCACGCGCCGGGACAUCUGCAAGAGGGCGCCACCGGGCCGCCUGCGACGGAGGCGACGCAGCAGCUCUUCGCGCAGCUGGGCGCGAUCGAGCGAAAUCGCGCGUACGCCGGUUACCGCGGCGACGCCGCCGAGAUGUGCGAGUUCGUCGCCGACCCCGCCCACAGCCUGCGCGACGUGCGGCGCCUGCUGCGCCUCCUGGUGGAGAAGCUGUUUCCGAACGUCGCCUACCUGCACGUGCUGAGCGCCACCUAG
Messenger RNA from Priapulus caudatus, 1986 nucleotides. Its product is annotated as ectopic P granules protein 5 homolog. Gene Ontology annotation, cellular component: cytoplasm. The transcript is spliced from 10 exons. The record is from RefSeq and is a predicted model, not a curated record. The annotation marks the transcript as partial. Lineage: Eukaryota; Metazoa; Priapulida; Priapulimorpha; Priapulimorphida; Priapulidae. Gene Ontology annotation, biological process: autophagosome maturation.